Dendrobium catenatum is the source of this 1961-nucleotide messenger RNA. Its product is annotated as glutamate--tRNA ligase, chloroplastic/mitochondrial. The coding region runs from base 58 to 1773 and encodes 571 amino acids. The transcript is spliced from 13 exons. Gene Ontology annotation, biological process: glutamyl-tRNA aminoacylation. Gene Ontology annotation, molecular function: glutamate-tRNA ligase activity; tRNA binding; zinc ion binding. Lineage: Eukaryota; Viridiplantae; Streptophyta; Magnoliopsida; Asparagales; Orchidaceae. The record is from RefSeq and is a predicted model, not a curated record.
UCUAUUGAAAAUCGCUCGCGUUAUCCCCUUCUCCAGCCCGCGAGCGAUACUGAAAACAUGGCGGGCCUAGCCGGAUCGCCAUGGCUUCGAAUUAGGGUUUUGCCCGAGCUUCAGCCAUUCUCCAUCAGGCGAUGUUUACUAUUCAAUCCCAGCCUCUCCCUUUUCCGUAGGAAUAUCUCCAUGUUGGCCUCCGCUGCCGCCGGGCCUAUCAAUGGCGAGGUUCGAGUCAGAUUUGCGCCGUCUCCCACCGGAAAUCUACACGUCGGGGGAGCGAGAACCGCCCUUUUUAACUACCUAUUCGCAAGGUCUAAUGGUGGGAAAUUUAUUCUUCGAAUUGAAGACACGGACUUGGAAAGAUCUACAAAAGAAUCAGAGGAAGCAAUGCUAAAUGAUCUUAUGUGGCUUGGUCUUGAUUGGGAUGAAGGUCCUGGAGUUGGUGGAGAGUAUGGCCCCUACCGUCAAUCAGAACGAACUUCACUUUAUAAGCAAUAUGCGGAGAAUUUGUUGAACUCUGGUCAUGUCUACAGAUGUUUUUGCUCUAAUGAGGAAUUAGAGAAAAUGAAGGAACGUGCACAGCAAUUGCUGUUGCCACCAGUAUAUACAGGGAAAUGGGCGACUGCUUCAGAUAGAGAAAUUCAGGAAGAGCUGGGAAAGAUGACACCUUACACAUACCGGUUUCGUGUACCGAAGGAAGGGAUCUUGAAAAUUAAUGACCUUAUUCGUGGUGAAGUGAGCUGGAGCCUAGAUACGCUUGGUGAUUUCGUGAUUUUGAGAAGUAAUGGUCAACCUGUUUAUAAUUUUUGUGUCACGGUUGAUGAUGCCACUAUGCGUGUAUCACAUGUUAUAAGAGCUGAGGAACAUCUUCCAAAUACUUUACGGCAAGCUCUUAUUUACCAGGCACUAGGAUUCACCAUGCCUUCAUUUGCACAUGUUUCAUUAAUUCUUGCCCCAGAUAGAAGUAAACUUUCAAAGCGACAUGGUGCAACUUCAGUGGGACAGUUUAGGGUGAUGGGCUAUUUACCUAAAGCAAUGGUUAACUAUCUAGCACUUCUAGGCUGGGGUGAUGGAACAGACAAUGAAUUUUUUACCAUGGAUCAGCUAGUUGAAAAGUUUUCCAUCAGUCGUGUUAAUAAGAGUGGAGCAGUGUUUGAUUCUACAAAGUUAAGAUGGAUGAAUGGUCAGCACUUAAGAGCUCUUCCAUCUGAAGAGCUGAGUCAGAUUUUGGGGGAAAGAUGGAAGAGCAUGGGCUUGCUCGUAGAUUCAGGAGGCAUGUUCGUGAAGGAAGCAACUGAACUGUUAAAGGAUGGAAUUGAUUUGGUUACAGAUGCUGAUGCAGUUCUUUCGAACUUACUGUCUUAUCCACUGGAAUCUACUUUAGCAAGUGCAGAAUGCAAACCCGUUGUUGAAGACAAGUUGUUUGAUUUGGCAACAAGCUUGCUUUCUGCUUAUGACAGCGGUGAGCUGCUUGAAGCCCUCAAGGCUGGUCCCAUAGGCUGGCAAAACUGGGUAAAAAAUUUUGGCAAGCAAUUGAAACGCAAGGGAAAGUCUCUCUUCAUGCCUCUUCGAUUAUUGCUUACAGGAAAACUUCAUGGUCCUGAAAUGGGUGGCAGUAUUAUUCUAAUAUAUAAAGCUGGGAUUUGUGGUGUAAUCAGUCCACAAGCAAGUUUUAAAACAUUAGAUGAAAGGUUCAAAAUGCUGAGGGAAAUCGCCUGGGAAGCAUAUAACGUUGAGAAACAAUCCGGUGCAGAUUCUGUUGCCACUCUAUCUCAUUAAUCAGUGAACAGUUUUUGGUUGAGAGCUUGUAAUAGACCAGGCUGAAUCAUUUGUACUCUUUUAGAUUGAAUGAAAAAUGAUUGGAAUUAAAUGAUACAAAACUGUUUUGUUGCGCCAAAAUAUGCGCAGAUCUAUGUUGAUAUUUGUUUUGAUCAGAAAAGAAUUUAUACGGCCGGUCCCAGUAAAGA